AACAGCCACGGAGAACACUGAUAUCUUAUUCAUACCAUUACACACAGCUGUAUUUUUUUUUUAUUCUUAUUAGACACAAACUUAACUUAGAAGGGAAAAUGUAUGUAGAUCUUCACAUCGCACCAAAUAAACAUACCAUCUAUUACAUAAGUUUGUUGAAAGCUAAGUUAACAAUAUUUUAUAUCAAAAUAGGAAGGAAAAGGAUACUUGAACUUUUUUUUUAACCUUAAUUCAAUCUGAGUGAUACAACAGUUUUUAAACUUAACUAUACACUACCAACAGGUCAAUUAAUUCAACACGUUUAUUAGACAAUUUUCUGUAAAUGAAUAUGUAGAUGAACCAAAAACUUUUUGAAAUAAUCCAGUUUAACAUGUGUAUUUAAUAAUAUUUAGGUGUGGAUAUAGGCAUAUAAGUAUACCUCUAGUUGACGACUCUACUGGCAUGGUAAUACUGAAUGAAAUUGGAAAUUUUAAAGAUUUAUUGAAUUGCAAUGGCGUCUAACGAUGAAGGAGGGGCACAGGUUCUGAAAACUUGUGAUUUAUGUGAAAAAGACCCGGAUAUCAGAUACAAAUGCAUGGAUUGCAAUAAGUUUUUAUGUGAAAAGUGUAAAAAAAUACAUAAAAAUGUACCUACUCUGUCAUUACAUGAUAUUUGUGACUUGAAAUCAGAGCUUUUAUGUCGGGUAAAUACAAAAGUGAGAAUGGAUAAUAUACCAUGUAGUUAUCACAAGAAAUUUCAAUGUAUGUUUUGUAAAGAUUGUGAAGUUUUAGUUUGUUCUGAAUGUAUUUCUAAAUCCCAUCAAAAACAUUGUUUGGAAUCUCUUGAAAAGACACGUGAAGGAAAACUAAGCAAACUUGAGAGAUAUAAAGCUAAAAUAGAAAAAGAUGUUUAUUGUCUACAAAAGUCAUAUAGUGAUUUCGCAAUCGUAAAAACUGAAUGGGAAAACAGUUUAGACGACAUCAGAAGUAAGAUUAACGAGAGAGAAGAUGAACUGAAGGAAGCUGUGACAAAAUAUGCAGCCAAGAUGAGAGAUGGUGUAAUAGAGAAAAAACGGGACGGACAUGAAAAUAUAUUGUUAAAACAAAAAAGAUUUGAAGAUAUGGAGCAUAUAUUGAAUAGCAAACUGGAAAUAUUAAAUUCCACGCAAUCAUCUGCUGGAGGAGAAAUUUUUGCAUUUGAACAGCAAGUCAUCAACUAUCAAAUACCAUGUGUAAGUGAAAAUAUCAUUCCGAGAAAGAACAUUAAAUAUCUUGAAAGAUCAACAUCUGAGGAAACAAUAUCGACCUUAUUCGGUUCUAUGUACCUUCUGGAUGUACCUUAUACGAUGGAUAUUACAAUUGAUAGAAGUUUAAACACCAAUUAUAGUAAUAUUGAAAAUUUAGUCGUAUCUGAAGGUGAAACUGCUUGGGUUUGUACAUUUGAAAACAACAAAGCUUCCGUUCAGAAAAUCUAUUUGACAGAGAUGUUAGGAACGGUGAAGCAACUAGACUUGCAUGCCUUUGACGUGGCUUUGUCUGAAAACAAUGAGCUAAUAAUUUCCAUUGAGUCAACGUCAGAAAUUAUGCGUGUUUCUAUUAACUGUGAGCUCGAGUCGGUUCUAGAUUUGUCUCCCUUCUUAGUAAAAGCAAUUCACGUGGCUAAAAAUGGCGACUUGUAUGUCGGUAUCAGAGAAAGCGGAGACCCUUUUGAAAUAACAGAAUCAAGCUGCAGAAAAAUUCUUGUAUACAAAAGUUCAGAUGGAAAACCAACGUCCCUUACGUUAAAUGUAUCUUACGAAUAUGACAAAAGCAAGCAGAGACUAUUUACUAGUCCUUGCAGAAUAACUACACUAUCAGACGGAGAUAUGGUCAUUGUUGGUGAUUGGAUAACUCAUAUUGAAGGAAGGUUGGUUGCUCUUAACCGUAAUGGUGAUCUGGAAUGGACAUACAAUGGGAAUUCUAAAAUAAACUCGGACACAAGUAAAUUUAGACCCUACGACAUUUUAUCAUCGCAAGAAGGAUACAUAGUUGUUGCCGACAAAAAUAAUCAUGCGCUUCACCUAUUGAAUGGCGCUGGGGAAUUAAUUACCUGCAAACUUUUGGAUGAGAUAGGUAUAACGUUACCAAAAGCGCUUUGUUUUGACUUUUGGGGAUACCUUUGGAUUGGAUGUUCUACUUUCCCAGAAGACAAAUCUGGCGCCAAUAUUUACGCUGUUAAAUUGGGUAUCUAAUAUAACUAUGAAGCAAACCAGCGAUCAUAACCACCAAUACUCUUUAUAUGUUUGUGUACAUUUAAAAAUUAAAUAACGGUCAAGAA
Mytilus trossulus (common blue mussel) is the source of this 2295-nucleotide messenger RNA. RefSeq names its product protein wech-like. The record is from RefSeq and is a predicted model, not a curated record. The coding region runs from base 491 to 2209 and encodes 572 amino acids. NCBI's taxonomy places the organism in Eukaryota, Metazoa, Mollusca, Bivalvia, Mytilida, Mytilidae. Gene Ontology annotation, molecular function: zinc ion binding. The transcript has a single exon.